Messenger RNA from Prunus armeniaca (apricot), 330 nucleotides. Lineage: Eukaryota; Viridiplantae; Streptophyta; Magnoliopsida; Rosales; Rosaceae. The record is from the annotation of a GenBank genome assembly.
AUGACUCCUCAAGAAGCUUGGAGUGGAAAGAAGCCCUCAGUUGAUCAUUUUAAAGUGUUUGGGUGCAUUGCAUAUGCAUACAUCCUUGAUGAGAAAAGAAAGAAGUUGGAUGAUAAGAAUGAAAAGUGUAUUUUUCUUGGAGUAAGUGAAGCCUCAAAAGCUUAUAGGCUGCACAAUCUAGUGACAACGAAGAUAGUGAUAAGCAGGGGCGUAAUAUUUGAUGAAGAAACUAUGUGGAAUUGGAAUGUUGAAAGCUCAGUCCAAAAGCCACUAGUAUAUGAUGGUGUCUUAGAUGGUGAGGAAGAAGAAGUACCUGCAACUCAAAUCUAG